Messenger RNA from Porites lobata, 700 nucleotides. The record is from the annotation of a GenBank genome assembly. NCBI's taxonomy places the organism in Eukaryota, Metazoa, Cnidaria, Anthozoa, Scleractinia, Poritidae.
AUGGGUUUUCUGUCUGAUUCCAUCCUUCAAGCUUUCCUCAUUCCACAAGAUAAGAGAAUCAAGUUUGCCACCCUUCGUGACUCCAUUCUCCAGUGUCGAACAGUGUCUAUCAAGGCGCUUCAGCGAUUCGCAGGCAAGGUUACCUCUUUCUCUUUAGCUGUCCCGGCUGCUCGGUUAUACGCGAGAGAAGUUUACCGCGCUAUUUCUCUGGCAAAUCGUUUCUAUCGGCCCAUCAAAGUUGUUGGUUCUUAGAUUCUUGGUCCGAGCAUCUCCCCUGGAUGGAUGAGGGUCGUUUAGUAGUGAAUGUAACCAGCUACGCAUUCCAGUAAGCGUGGGAUGGCAUAGUUUACAAUCCCUCCGGACCACCUUUGGAGACUCGAGAUAUUUGGAGAGAAGACGUCAGAGACAAACCUAUUGCAGUAAAGAAAGCCCUCGCACUCGUCAACACUUUAAAAGCUGGAAGUCGGUCCUUUCAAAUUGUCGCGUGGACGCUCACGUGGACUGCCUAGCGCUUAUCCAAGCCUGGGAAAGACAGGGGGGCAAGAGUACACAGCUGAACGAUGCCCUCAAACUCUUCUCGCCCAGAAUAUUUCUCUCUGUUUGCAGUUCGUGCCCUCUCCUCUCAACCAGGCUGAUGCUCCCUCUCGCGUUUUGUCUGAUAAGGAUUGCAUGCUUGCCCCCGAGCCGUGGAAGGAGUUAG